Molecule: messenger RNA, 2211 nt
Organism: Exophiala bonariae
Lineage: Eukaryota; Fungi; Ascomycota; Eurotiomycetes; Chaetothyriales; Herpotrichiellaceae
Exons: 2
Coding region: 1-2211 (736 amino acids)
Source: RefSeq, a predicted model, not a curated record
AUGGCUAACGCACGUCCUACCACCGAUGACUUUGAUAUGGCCAAGCUGCAGAAGAGUCUGAAGCAACGACAAAGGAAUUCCAUUCGUAAUAAACACCACGUUGCCAAAUUGAGCCCGGCCGAAAUUCGAUCUUUGAACAAUAGUGCCAUUGCUUCCAUAACGAGCAGUCAGACCAGUUCGAAAGGCACCUCUCCAAGCGCUUCUCGACGUGGAACUACCAAUACACCUCCAGCAAGUCCAGACGAUGGAAAUCCACUGGACCAACGAACCCAUUCGUUGUCACGCAAUUCUAUUUCAAGGAAUUCAAUGACCAAUGUCCCGACUCCUCCGCAUACGCCAAAUGGCCAUCGUCGGCCAUCCAAUUCUAGCACUCAUAGCCACCAUCAUGGUUACAGUUACAUGAAUCAUCAUGGCCACUCCAACGGUAUUAUCUUCGCACCUCGUCCUCGAGGUCAUGCUCAACCCACAUUUAUGGCAUCUAAUGGAAUCUCUUCACGGCCUUCGAGUUCCGGAUCUUCGACAUAUCGAGGUCUGCCCACCUAUAGAGGGCCAGAAGUCACUCGAACUGGUUCUAUGAACAUGUUGCAACGUCCUUCGCCCACAAUUGUAGCCAAUCCUUUGUCCAAUUUUUCUCGACCCAGACAGAGCAUGUUCAGCUCAUCACCAGAACGUUGUCGACACGAUUCUGGCGAUAUCCCUUACGAGCGUACUGGUAGUUUCCAAAACAGUCGUGCCAACUCCAUGCCGAAUGUGAGUGCGCCAUCGUCUCGACCUACCAGUCCACCUAGAGUCAGUGACUCACCUGUAUCUAUGUUGGCCGAAGAUAUGGAGAAAUUCCCUGCUUUUGAUCCGGAUGAUCCACAUAAUCAACCAAAGGACUUGUCCGACGAUGAAGAGAUCCAACAACACGAACGCGAUCUCAACACGACCCGACAACUCGAGAAUCAGCCUUCAGAACAGCCGGUAGAACAAUUGCCUUCACCGGAUCCACAACCCCGUGAAGUCAGCCCAUCGGCAUCUCCGAAGAAAGAAAAGGGCAAGCGGUUCACCAUCAGUACGGCUCUUUUCGGUGGUGGAGACAAAGCACCGGCAAACGGUGAUACUGCAGAUAAGACUGGCAAACUCAAAAAGGCUAGGAGACGAACUCUGUCUUUCACUAAAGGUGGCGAAUCUCAUAAUGCGUCCCCAAAUUCGGAUGCAACAGCCACUCCCACCGAAGGAAGUAUUAUAGAUGGCGAGGCAUUGGAAAAAGGAGAUCAUAUUCCUCAUCCUGCCAUCCGACCGCUCUCCCUGGUAAUUCCGACCGAAGAUAAAGGAAAGGGCAAGGAGACCCAGUCCGCACCUGUGUAUUCGAGAUGCGCUUGUUGUGGUAAGGUCAAGAGACCUCCGGGUUUUUCCAACGAACUGAGCCCUGUGUUGGAGAACGAGAAUUUGCGAACCAAUUUUAGCUUUGAAAUCGAACGGACAUCUGAUUCGACUGGAAGAAGAAGCUCGGAUGCGAGUCGUGGCAAAUUCAUACCCAUCAUCCCGAUGCCUGUGAGCGCAACUGAGACCCGCCAAGCAUACAUUGAACCGUAUACAACUCCAACCAGUCCGGCCAAUCACAAUCACAAGUCAUCACUAACAUCGAGCCCCAGACGGCCCAAAAAACACCUCGACCCGCCAAAAUUUGUCAGAUUCGCCAGUUUACACGGUCGACGCAACAUUGACUCGACAAUCAUAGCAGAGGAAGAUGAAAACUAUCGGGGUUCUGACGGUGAGGGCCAACCGCUUAUGAACGGACAAGUUGAAGAAGAUGUAUACCACGAUGUUGUGCACCAGGAACCGCUCAUCGCCAAGACAGUACCAGUCAUCGAUGGUCCGGCAACAUAUCAAGCGGCAACCCUCGCGGUCCCCAUGGAAGCCGCACCACGCAGAGCAUCUCACGAGACCUCAUCUGACCACGAUGUCUUCUUCACUCCCCAUCGAGGCACAACCCCGUCCGUCGUGGAGAACACGACCCAGCCGCCUCAGAAACUGCAGCAGGCACAACUUCCUUCAUUCGCCCCAGACGCAUCAUUCCAUAGCCUCGCCGAGUCGAAUCUCGGUAUCGACUUCAAAGAUUUCGUCAUCCUUCCACCGACGACCAAUCCUAGUGCCGCAGGCACGGCAACGCUGUUGGAUGGCCCGAACAAAGACCGCAAGUGGACGCCAGAGGUAAUGGCUGCGUAA